GAGUACUAGAUUACUAGGAUUUGCAUUAUCCUUGCACAUAAUUUCAAAGCUGCAGUAUUAGCAAAACCAUGGCUUCUGUAAUUCAGUGCACAGUCCCACUCUUUAGCAACUCUCAAUCUUCACCAUCAUCAGCUUAUUCUACUUGUGACGUCCCAUGUUUACAUUUCAACAGCCCAAGUCAUAAAAAUCUUGAUUUUCAAGUAUUUCCCAAGAGGGUCUUGUUUUAUCCCAAGAAAAGAAGCAUUUGCAAGUCAGGUCUUGAUGAGGUUUCAGCUGUGGAACCACCUCCUACUCCUAAGCUUGAUGACAAGUCCAAGGCUGAGCUUAUUGGGUCACUGAAGAUCAAAUUGUUGAGUACUGUUUCUGGGCUUAAUAAAGGUCUUGCUGCAACUGAAGAUGAUCUACAAAAAGCAGAUGUUAUCGCAAAGGAGAUUGAAGAAGCUGGAGGGCCUGUAGAUCUCUCUGUGGAUCUUGACAAGCUGCAAGGAAGAUGGAAACUGAUAUAUAGCAGUGCUUUUUCUUCUCGCACUCUAGGCGGAAGCCGUCCUGGGCCACCCACUGGACGGUUGCUCCCUAUAACUCUUGGCCAGGUAUUCCAGCGUAUUGACAUAUUAAGCAAAGACUUCGAUAACAUCGUGGAACUCGAGUUGGGUGCUCCAUGGCCUAUUCCACCUGUGGAAGUGACUGCCACAUUAGCUCACAAGUUCGAACUGACAGGAACUUCUUCUGUUAAGAUUGUCUUCGAGAAAACAACAGUAAAGACAACUGGGAACUUAUCACAGAUACCGCCCCUAGAAAUACCUCAACUACCAGAUGCAUUAAGGCCUUCAACUAAUCGAGGUAGUGGUGACUUCGAUGUUACUUACCUCGACUCUGAUAUCAGAAUCACGAGGGGAGAUAGAGGCGAGUUAAGAGUUUUUGUAAUCUCAUGAGUCUCAGCAAUUAUUAUACUACAUUGCUAAAACUUUGUGAUUGAUUGUACUAUAUUGCUCCACCACUUCUCUGCAAUCCUCUUCAUGUAUGUAGAAACUGCGAGACACCUGCUGAAGGCAACCCAUAGUUACACGGUCUUUAAUAAACAUGUGAACUUGAAUUAUGCUCAAUCUCUGUAACUCUAGUGCAAUACCUAUGUUGAAAGAGGUUAAGCAGCUUUAUUCGAAUUAUAAUGAUGAUCAAGUUUUGAGUUUUAUGAA
Messenger RNA from Daucus carota subsp. sativus, 1193 nucleotides. RefSeq names its product plastid-lipid-associated protein 6, chloroplastic. Bases 69 to 932 code for a protein of 287 amino acids. The transcript has 4 exons. The record is from RefSeq and is a predicted model, not a curated record. NCBI's taxonomy places the organism in Eukaryota, Viridiplantae, Streptophyta, Magnoliopsida, Apiales, Apiaceae.